UUUUUUUAUUUGCAGUUUUGUGCGUAUUGUGUAUCAGCUAUGUCAAAAACUGAUAGUGACAGCAAGUUAUUGUACAGCCAAAUAAAAGAAUUUCUUACUAAUGAAAGCAAUACUGUAGCACUAGCAUCAGGUCGCAGAGUCGGUGGACCAUUCUCAUACUUUCCAUUUCCUAUGGGACCAGCACGCGCCUUUGAUGAAAUAUGUCCAGGUUUAUUCCUUGGAGAUGCACAAUGUGUUCAGAAACCAAAUGUACUAAAACAAAUGGAAAUAACUCAUUUGGUAAAUGCGAGCAUGGGUUCCAAGUUCAAUCAGACUGAUACAAACGCAGAAUACUAUAAACCCAUAAACAUAUCUUUUUAUGGCAUUCCAGCAAUGGAUUUAUCAUCCUUCAAUAUUUUGCCGUAUUUACGGCCUGCAGCUGAUUUUAUUGAAAAUGCCUUAUCAACCAAAGGUAAAGUUUAUGUUCAUUGCCAACAGGGUAUCUCUCGCUCAGCUACAGUUGUUAUAGCGUAUCUAAUGGUCAAGAAACAAAUGGACGUAAUGAAGGCUGUGAGACUGGUGAGGGAGAAGCGUGACAUUUUUCCAAAUGAUGGCUUCAUCAAGCAGUUGUGUCAGCUCAAUAAAGAACUGCUUAAAACUCAAAAGGUACUGGAUCAGAUGAGACUGUGUCAAACACAAACUUGAGUGACUUGAAUCUGCCAGAUACUAUUUGGUGGUUCAGUGCAGAAUAUGUUUAAGUUUGGAUGUUGUGUAAGGCUGUGAAUAUUUUUUCUAAAUUAUAGUUUUAUUGGGCAGCUCUGUCUAAACUUUUUCCAACUUCAAAGGAACUGGAGCAGAUUUGACAAUGAAUAACAUCAAAAUGAUUUAAUUAAGGUUUUUGAUGUUGUAUGAUACCUUUUGUUGGUUCUGUGAUAAAAGUUUGAAACUUGUAUUAGAUUAUCAAUAUCAUUCUUCAUCAUUUUUUUUUACCAUUAAUUAUAGAGCUUGUAUAUAUGUUCUCAAAAAUACUGUGAUAUUAUUUAAAUAAUAGCAAACUUCUGUAAUGUGCUUCAGUGAUUGUUGACUGACAUGAUUAUUGAAUUAAUUCACUUACCAUUACAUUUAUUAAGGCUAUAUGUUCACUAAUCAAUUUAACAUCAUCUUAUCAAGAUGUUUACGCAUAGUUUAAAUGAAGAAAGUAAAACAAACAUACAGAAAAAAAUAUAAGGAAAUAAAACAAAAAGAAAUCUAUUUCUUAAAAAAAAAUAAGUGUCUUAUAAAUAACAUGUAUUUAAAUUCAGCUUUAUGAAUAAAAGCAUUUAGGCUAAAACUGGCGAACAUUAUUUAAAUAUUCAUGCAUAUUCUAAGUUUAGAAAGUAUAAAAACAAACCAGAAUAGAUAAAUAUAUUAGGAAACAAAAAAAAGUCAUCUUCUUUUAUAAACAUGAAAUAAUUGUCAAUUUAUAAAUAAUUAAAAAUGGGCCAACCAUAUCCAGUAUCCAUUUUUUAUAUUUAUUUUUUUAAAAAUAUUGUAUAUUUUUUCUGUUAAAUAACAUUGAAGUAUGUUAAUUUUUAACACAUUUUU
Molecule: messenger RNA, 1563 nt
Organism: Physella acuta
Lineage: Eukaryota; Metazoa; Mollusca; Gastropoda; Physidae
Product: dual specificity protein phosphatase 3
Biological process (GO): negative regulation of MAPK cascade; protein dephosphorylation
Cellular component (GO): cytoplasm
Molecular function (GO): MAP kinase phosphatase activity; protein tyrosine/serine/threonine phosphatase activity
Source: RefSeq, a predicted model, not a curated record